AUGAGCACUAACUCCAAUCCCAAGCCACAGGGUAACAAAAAUGGUGGUAAAAAUAAAGGACCAAGACGACAACAAUAUUCAAAAGAUAAGAAACUAAAUACGAAAUUACAAAGACUAGACGAUCAAUAUAAAGAUGCAAUAAAAUCAAAAGCAGGUACAGAUUACCUUCUUCAAGAAGAAGCAGGUUUCUUGGAAGCCGAUGGGCCCAUGGAAAAGACUUUUAAAUUCAAACAAGAUGAAAUAGUGAAAGAGGUAGAUUCAACCAUGGCAAACAAGAAGUUUGAAUUAAAAUUACCAGAAUUUGGACCAUAUCAAAUAGACUUUUCAAGAAAUGGUAGAGAUUUAUUACUUGGAGGUAAGAAAGGUCAUGUGGCAUCAAUAGAUUGGAGAACAGGGAAUUUGGCAUGUGAAUUACACCUUAAUGAAACUGUUAACGCAAUAAAAUAUUUACAUAAUGAUCAAUAUUUUGCAGUAGCUCAAAAGAAAUAUACAUUCAUAUAUGACAAAGAAGGGACAGAACUUCAUAGACUAAAACAACAUAUAGAAGCAACAUUAUUGGAUUUCUUACCAUAUCAUUUUUUAUUAGUGAGUGCAGGUAAAACUGGAUUUUUAAAAUAUCAUGAUGUAUCAACAGGUGAAUUAGUGAGUGAAAUAAGGACAAAACUAGGUCCAACAUUGGCAAUGAAACAAAACCCAUGGAAUGCAAUAAUGCAUUUAGGUCAUGGAAAUGGUCAAGUUACUCUUUGGGCUCCAAAUUCACCAGAACCAUUAGUUAAAUUACAAUCAUCAAGGGGUCCAAUACGAGAUUUAGCAAUUGAUAGAGAAGGUAAAUAUAUGGCAGUAAGUGGUGCUGAUAAAACACUAAAAAUAUGGGAUAUACGAAAGUUUAAAGAAGUUGAUCAUUAUUAUACACAAACUCCGGCUACAUCAUUAGAUAUAUCAGAUACUGGAUUAUUAUCAGUUGGUUGGGGACCUCAUGUCACUAUAUGGAAAGAUAUGUUUAAAGGAAAUCAUCAAGCUGAUCCAUAUAUGAAUCAUUUAAUACCCGGUUCAAAAGUUGAUAAAGUAAAAUUUGCACCCUUUGAAGAUAUUUUAGGUGUGGGACAUCAACAAGGUUAUAAUUCAAUAAUUGUACCAGGAGCAGGUGAGGCCAAUUAUGAUGCAUUAGAAAUAAAUCCUUAUGAAACAGUUAAACAAAGACAACAACAAGAAGUUAGAUCAUUACUUAAUAAAUUACCUUCGGAUUCUAUUGCAAUAGACCCAAAUAUUAUUGGUACUGUUGAUAAACGUGCUAAGUCAAUACGGUUAAAACCUGGUGAAAUUAAUACAUUGGGAGAACAAGAAAAAGAUAGUAAGAUGGAAAUUAGACCUGAAGUUAAAGCUAAAAACUCAUCAAUACGAAGACAUUUGAGAAGGAAAAGAGAAAACGUCAUAGAUCAAAGAAAAUUAAGAAUAGAGAAGAAUUUAAAGAAUGAAAAAGAAGCAAGAUUAAGACGAGCUAAAUUAGCACAAGGUAUACCAGAAGAAACAGAUGUCAUAGACUCAGCAUUAUCUAGAUUUAAGUAA
Molecule: messenger RNA, 1566 nt
Organism: Lodderomyces jiufengensis
Lineage: Eukaryota; Fungi; Ascomycota; Pichiomycetes; Serinales; Debaryomycetaceae
Exons: 1
Coding region: 1-1566 (521 amino acids)
Biological process (GO): maturation of SSU-rRNA from tricistronic rRNA transcript (SSU-rRNA, 5.8S rRNA, LSU-rRNA)
Cellular component (GO): 90S preribosome; nucleolus; small-subunit processome
Molecular function (GO): protein binding
Source: RefSeq, a predicted model, not a curated record